CAUGUGAUGAUGCAUCAGCUGGCAUCUGUGAAGACCUCGAUGACCCCGGUGAAAGCCUUAUCUAUAGUUGAAGACGGCGAGAUCCAUCCCAGAUCCUAUAUCGUGUAUCCCAUGUUCCUCCCUCUGACCUUGUGCUUAGAUCUCACUCCAUGUAUUCCAGAUUUCGAUGAUAGGAGCCGAGCUCUCCCAUUGGGAUUUAGGCAGAAACCCAUCGUACCCCAUCGCUUCAUUCGCCCUGAGGGGACAGCCUAAGUUGCCCCCCACCCGCCGCCACCAUGGAGAUGAGCGCUGUCACGAGCAAUCGAAAAUGGGCAGCGCGGCGAACCUUGCGGUACUUCCCAAGUUAGUUAAAAUUAGAGUCCCAGAUUCUCGUUCUGUGAAAGAGGGGGGUAAGGGCUCAGCGUAUUCAUCGACGACGGGGUUGCCGCGCCGUUGCGUCAGCAAAGAUCGUGUAAUUGGUAAGGGACUGCGCUCGCUCAGCUACGUGAUUGGUCGCGCGCGUAUAGCGGGCUCUAGCUUUCUUGGUGCUCGAAGUGGCACUUACCCAAGCAUGCAAGCGAUGGAGUUUUGGUUCGUAUGUUCCUUAGGCACCGGCGGCUUCUUGUUACGUGAAGCCAGGUCUUGAUCAGUAUGGUAGCGCCAGAGUUGGAGAGUUGUUCAGGACUUGAACCUUGGCAUCGUCGAUACCAGAUUCCGGCGGAAAAGGCCCCGCAGGAUUAGCCCCGUAUGACCACCCCCUGC
This is a messenger RNA of Kockovaella imperatae, 741 nucleotides long. RefSeq lists its product as hypothetical. The record is from RefSeq and is a predicted model, not a curated record. NCBI's taxonomy places the organism in Eukaryota, Fungi, Basidiomycota, Tremellomycetes, Tremellales, Cuniculitremaceae. The transcript has a single exon. The coding region runs from base 167 to 625 and encodes 152 amino acids.